AUGUCACCUCCACCAUAUACAAAAAUACGAUAUAAUAAAUGUCAUAUAUUUUAUUAUCAAUAUCUCAUUAGCAAAGGAAUUUGUGGUACCAGUUCGAAUCCUAUUACUCCUAUGAACUCUCUAUUACUAAUACCAGAAUUGGACACUAUAGGAUCUCCUAGAUAUCCACCUGCUCCUGAUUCAUUACAUAUAGACAAGAGUUCCUUCUCUACUGACAGUACAUAUCAGGGAUCUGAAGGAUAUAAUAAUGAGAGAAGAGGUCUUGUAGACAUUCUUAUUCAACAACUUUCUAAGACUACCAAGAUCAUUAUAUCUUUUUGGCAACUAAAUGAGUUACAAGUAAGAUUGAUAAGAGAAAACAAAUAUGAAUGA
Molecule: messenger RNA, 372 nt
Organism: Scutellospora calospora
Lineage: Eukaryota; Fungi; Glomeromycota; Glomeromycetes; Diversisporales; Gigasporaceae
Source: the annotation of a GenBank genome assembly